Molecule: messenger RNA, 1501 nt
Organism: Limulus polyphemus (Atlantic horseshoe crab)
Lineage: Eukaryota; Metazoa; Arthropoda; Merostomata; Xiphosura; Limulidae
Product: clarin-2-like
Exons: 3
Coding region: 159-869 (236 amino acids)
Source: RefSeq, a predicted model, not a curated record
GAGAAGUUCCGAGUGCGGUUUGGGAUAGGUUAGGUCGUUAAGGUUACGGUUGAAUACGUGUCAUGAUUUUUCAUAUUUGCUAACCAUUCUUUGCUUAUUAUUACAUUUGUCUGUAGAACAGACUGAAUUAUUUACAUGUAUGAAAAAUUAAAGUCAAGAUGGAUAUAGUAAAGAGAGCUCUUACGUUUUUAACGUUCUUUGUGUGUUGUACCAGCUUAGCAUUUUUAGCAGCAUCUUUUGCCACUCAGUCUUGGAUUGAAGCAGAACCAAUACGAACAGGAUUCAAUUUAAAUUCCACUUCAUUAGAAGGUGACGAUAAAAAAUUUGUUGGGAAAAUUAACUUUGGUUUAUUCAAAGGAGAGAAAAUAUUGGAUUAUGGCUUUGGACCAAGAAAAUCCCAAAUAUGGAUCAAAACAGAGCUUCAAGAGAACCCUACAUUGAUGAAGUUUGGGCUCUGGUUGUUUACCAUCAUCUGUGUGGCCUUGUCUAUGUUAUUUGGUUUGGUCGGAGCUGUAUUUGCUGUUAUCAACACCGUCAUUGUACCAGUUGAAUUAAUCACAGGCAUGAUGGGGCUUUAUCUCUGGAACUGUAUAGGAGCUAUUACUUCCUUAGCUGCUAUUCUAAGUUGGGUUGCCCAGUAUUACCUAAAGUUGCAGAAGAAUGUGAUGACGGAAGAGGAAAUCAGGGUCCAGUGGACGUCGGAAGGCCAGGCUCGUUUCGGCUCCAGUUUUUGGUUUGUCAUAGUGGCACUUAUCCUCUACAUUUUAAACGUCUUUAUAAUAAAACUAGCUCAAAACCAUGUGUGGGAACACAGACAGCCAAAAUCCACAACAGACAAAAACCCAGAGGGUGCAAUUAUGCUCUACUAAUCAUUUCAUUGAUCUUUUUUUAAGUUUCAUAAUUUUUGGAAUAAAAAAAAAACCAUAACACUGCUGGACAAUGUACAAAGAUAGUAUUUUUUUAUGUAACAUUAACAAAUUAAUAUAGGGUAACAAGGAUACAAAACACUACAUGUAAAUUUAUAUAUUUGAUAUGAAUGUACUUGUCAUUGUGUCUUAUAACUCUGUUGUCAUCAUAUUUUGUAAUACGUUAAAUCAAAGUCAGGGUACGAACAUUUGUUCAUAUGCUCACAUGAUGUAUGGAAUCCACUUUUCUGAUAACUUACAUAAAAAUAUCUUGGUGGAAUAAAAACAACGGCACCCAUACUGAUAAUUUAGGUUCACAAGUGACUCCUAAAAGUUUUGAUGGUUAUCCCAUGUCUGAAGUUAAGGAUGAAGAGGCAUUUAAAUAUUGUAGUCGUGUAAUUCAUAACCAUAAGUGAGUAUAAUCCUCCCAAAAAAAGUUUUACUGCCCUAAUCAAACUGUAUACUAUAAAUUAGUUUGCUAAAAAUUGUCUUAUAUUUGAAGUUUCAAGUUACUUUUCUCAUUGCAGUAUCAUGUUCUGCAUGAUUAUUACAUGCAAAUCAAGUGUGGCAGCUAAACCUAUCAUUCUAUAAAAAAG